CUUCAGGGGGGAGAAGUAUACUUUAAUAUGUUAAAACGAAACCAAAACAUGUUUUUGUGUUAUCUUUAAAUAUUGGUAUUAAAAAAGAAAGCUAGAGGGUGAUAAUUGUAACACAGGAUUUUUUCAGAACGGUAUGUAUAAAAAUAUUAAUAACAAGUUCAUAAUUAUUGAUUAUGACUAAUGUACUUAUAUAUGUACAUCAAUUCAUCAAAUAUGGCUGUCAAUUUAUGCAAGGCGUUUUACUUUGAUCGUCUGUUUUGAAGUACAAAGCCAAAUAGCAAUCUGAAUGUAUUGAAAAAGCUAUUUAUACAAGCUCUGAUUAAUUUCUUUUCACUUACAUGACAAACAAGAUGGAAAGUUUAUGCUUGCAUGAGGAUGUUUUGAGUAUUUAUUAAAUAACUCUAUUUUCGUUCUCAGAAUUUGCUACAAUGAUUUCAUUGUCUGAUGCAGUUCGUUUGGAAUCGAGCAAUCCUGCCGUAAACACUCUCAAACCAUGGUGGGAAGUUUGGAUCGAUUAUACACUAAACGCUUUCCUGUUGGUCGUUCUAUUUGCCUUGGCUGGUGUCACAAUCUCAGGCACCCCCGGUCUUGUGUGCCUACCAGCCAACACUAACCUAACCUCAUUGAAUUAUGCGGCAAACUUCUAUGCUAACGCCAAGUGCACCACCCAUGUCGACGGCCAUAUUUUGGUUGUGUUCCCGUACAUCAUAUUUGCUCAAUGGGCGAUCCUUUUUACGCUACAUUUGUCCUGGUUUAAUCUCCCCUCUGUGAAAGCAUUCCUCGCUUCAUCAUUCGACACAUUUCAGAUAUUGAAAAAAGAAGGAAACCCUGCUAUUCAAGCCAAAAAGAAAUCAAACAAACAUUUGGAAAUGAGAGAAACUAGUACAAAACCAAACAACCGUUCAAAUUCAUUACCUAAUUCCCAAGAUGACGGCGACGAUGAUGACCCAUUAAAAUUGGGUAGAAAUGCAAGGCUUGUGUAUCUUGUAGACUUGUUGCAAUACCUGUCACAAUUUAGAUACAACUUAGUGAACUUAUACACUAUGAAAUCCGUUGCAACUUGUGUCCUAACAGCGCUCCUCAGUGCUGGGCUAAUUUCAUGGCUCGUAGCAUUCCAAUGGAGAACAACUUUUACAUGUGAUCUACAAGGCUCCCUCCCGCCCCCCUUUGACCACAACUCAUGUUCAUUCCCUGCGGCACCUUACGUCUACAGCAUAAUGAUCUUAAAUACCAUCUUCACAAUAGUUUUGGGCAUGUUCAAUCUCCGAGCAUUAUUCUGGCUUGCCAAAUUCAGGUAUGACAUGAAAAUAGGCAAGGGUUGGGGUUAGUAUUACAGGUAAACUAUGUGAAGCGUUCCUUUUUUGACUUCCUAUAAACUCAUUUGGAAUUUUCCUUUAAUUAGCUUUGCAAAUUUGAAAAACUUUUUGCAAAUCCUUGAGGGAAUUUGCAAUGUUCCUAUCUGCUGUUGCAAUAUUCCAAUGCAAAAAAACUUCAUUUAAAAUUUUCCUAACUUCCUGUUUUAAUUUUCUGACUUCCUGUUCUGUUCUGAGCGUUGUCAUUGGUGGAUUAUUUUUGUUUGCCAAUUACAAUGUGCAAAACAGAACAGGAAGUUAGGAACUUGUAACAGGAAGUUAAGAACUUCUAACAGGAACUGAGGAAAAUUUAAUCAGCUUUAAGCAACAUUGUAAAUUCCCUCAAGGGAGCUUUUUAAAUUGCAAAGGUAAUGAGGAAAAUUGCAAUCAACUUAGAAAUGCAAAAGAGGAAUGCUUGACAUAGUUUACCUGUAAGAGUAUGGUUAGGGUAAAAUCUUCAUGGUUGAAAAUAUUUUACUGCAGUUUUGUUACACAUGCAGGUAUUCAGAUAUUAUUCAAAAGCUUCCACAAAUUAUUGGGGGAGAGGGGGCUGUCACCCUUUGCUCUGAAAUUGACCUCAAAUAAACACAUCCCAAAGUUGCUCACUAUAUAGGGGUGCAUCCACUGACCAAUGUUUUAUAUUGAUCGGUUGGUUCAUUUUUCUUCCCCAGGUACAAAUACAGGAAUUACCAACACAGAAAAUGGCACUGUAACCACCCUCUGCACGGCAAACCCGGCUUCUACGAUUACUUCUUUUGCAUUCAACUAUUGAAGAUAAACAAUGCGGAAGGAGAUGUUGUUUUCAAAACAAUGGAAGAGGCUUUUGAAAUAUUUCAAAGUAAACUACCCGAAGAAAAAAAUCAGGUGGUAUCCGAAUCAUCUAUGAUCAUCCCGGAAACACCAAACCAUUAUAAAAAUCAGUUUGUUUUGACUGAAGUUUUGCGUGAAUUAGGAAUGAGCACUAAAAGAUCCAGCCGUGAUGAUUUGUGGGCAGCCUUGGCUAAUAGCUUGGACCAGAAUAAGCCACCUUUAUCUUCUAAGAAGCUCCUGCCUUGUAUACACGAAGUCAGUAGGCGUGUUGUGGCAGAGUUGUUAGAGAAGCAUGCAUUGUUUAAGGAUUUGAUUAAUAAAGAUGACCGUUGCCCAAUGUUUGAAGAUUAUAUCGAAGAUCUCAAAUUGGACAAAGUACGCGAAAAAGGAAUAAAAGAAGACCACUACAUUUUGAUGGCCUUUGCCAUUGCAUACAAGGCUAAUAUUGUUAUUGUACGUGCCGAGAAAAGCUCGUUACUCUACGAACCGGAAAAACCUGAAGAGAACCAAUCAGUCUGGUUUAUAACCUUCAUACCACCGCAUUACUAUUAUGCAACAACUACAGACCCCAACGCAAGCCCUGAGGAAAGUGCUGGCUUGAAGUUCCUCACUGAUCAAAUUUAUCAAACGGAGUUGUUGAAAGAGGUGAAUGAUAGAUGGGAAUCCAAAGGAUUCAUGGAGUAUAAGAGCAAUUUAGAGAGUAUUUUCCUCAAGAGUUACACUACCAGUCUCCAGCUUACCUCAGAGAUGUCCCAGUGUCUCACGUGGACAGGAAAGAUGAAGGUUUGAGAUAUCGAGUCAGUAGAUCGAAAUCAGAUAAAAAGAAGAUUGAACAUUUUGCACUCAUGGACUCGGUUUGAAUCCGUCAGACACUUUAAUCCAAAAUACUGCAAAAAGUUGCUAUGACACUAACAAUAUAUUAGUCUAAGUGUUUAAAAUGAGCAAUCGGAUUUACAACAGUUCGACGCAAUUUCUGACAAACAGCCCCUGAUACAGAUAUGUUAAUAAAUUAUAUUAACAGGAAAUCAGUGACAGUGAGCAUGAACUGCUUUUCAUUUUUUGACACGUUUCAUUCUCAUGACAUUUAGCCAAGGUUUGAAUAAAAUUCAGUACUUCUAGUCUUCUAGCAACAAAGAAUAUAUUGAAAAUUUCAAUUGAGCAUAAAACAUUUAAUGAUCCAUGCCCAUGCAUGUUGUAAAUUGGGCUGGACUCGGAAAACACGAACUCUGAUCUUCAAAACAUGGACUCCCUCAGUCCGCGAUUUGGAAAACCGAGUCCUUGAUUGUUGUAAAUGGACAACUUGCAUAUGUUAGAUUAAGUUUUAAUCUAGUACUAAAGAGAAGGGAAUCGAACACCACCGCUAAAAGGAACAAAAUGAAAUUAGUAUAAACAUUGCAAAAUUUGGUUGUGAAAUGAUAUAAAGCUUGGAAAAUAUAGUCUUGCAAAGUUUGCAAAUUUUGUAUAUGUUUGUAUUACGUGCGGAAAUUGUUACCAUUUUUGGAUCAAAUUUUGCAAUUGUACUAAUUUUAAUAAGUUCUUUGACUUUACGGGAAUUUACUUUUUUUUGCCUAGAUCAAAACUAACAUGCAUGUUGUGUAUUAUUGUACAUGUAUUGAACUUCAGUCCAUCUUGUACAAAUUGCAGGUCGAGUCCACUCGAGUGCAGUUUAAGUUUUCCAACAUGCCAUUCUUGCAGAUUUGCCUGGCGGUAAUCGCGAAAAACAUCAACCAGUUCGCCGAUAUCCUAUUAUAAAGUAUAAACAGUGCAAAUAAUAUCUGGAAUUACGGAUUAAAGCUUCCCCAAAUGACAAACGUGAUGAUAAAACGUCAAUAAUAAACAGUUUAAUUAUUUCUUUAUUAUUUUAACAAGCAUUUAUACGGUACAAAGACUUUUUUGUAAACGUAGAAUAAAUUUGCCAUAGGCAUAGCCAUAGGAACGAUAAGCAAUUUGCAAUAAGGCGAAAAUUCUCGCGGAUUGAAUUCCACUUUCUGCAACGAAUAAGCGUGCGAAAAUGCAUUUGCCGAUUUGGCUUAAUCAAUAUUUAAUAAAUCACGCAAAUCCUUUGUGGAUUAAAGUAAAGAAUUUGCAAUGACUGACUACAAAAAUUCCUCGCGGAUUGAAUUCAACCUAUGAUUCAACUUUCUGCCAAAAUGCAAUUUGCCAAUUUGGCUCUGACGUGUGCAGUAACAGCAGUUUCAGGGGUAAUACGUGACCGACUUAGUAACCGCACUUAUAUUUUACUUAAGUGUUGCAACGUAUGAUUGUUAGAUCGAAAUAAAGGCGC
This is a messenger RNA of Paramuricea clavata, 4446 nucleotides long. The record is from the annotation of a GenBank genome assembly. Lineage: Eukaryota; Metazoa; Cnidaria; Anthozoa; Malacalcyonacea; Plexauridae.